This is a messenger RNA of Panicum hallii, 1182 nucleotides long. Its product is annotated as ribosomal RNA small subunit methyltransferase nep-1-like. The coding region runs from base 151 to 1011 and encodes 286 amino acids. Gene Ontology annotation, cellular component: nucleolus; small-subunit processome. The transcript has 7 exons. Gene Ontology annotation, biological process: rRNA base methylation. Gene Ontology annotation, molecular function: rRNA binding; rRNA (pseudouridine) methyltransferase activity. The record is from RefSeq and is a predicted model, not a curated record. NCBI's taxonomy places the organism in Eukaryota, Viridiplantae, Streptophyta, Magnoliopsida, Poales, Poaceae.
CAGGGCCCAACGCCGUCCAUUUCCGUUCUCUCCACUAAACCCAAAAAGCCGCAACGCAAACCCUAGCCUCCAGCACAAACCCCAGCCGCCGGCGAGGGACACGCCUCGAGCCUCGAGCGCGGCGGGCGAGGAGGAGAGAGCUAGAUAGAGAUGGGACGGCCGUACGCGGUGAAGGGGCGCAAGAAGAAGCGCAGGCUCGACGAGGUGGCGGCCUCGGACGCCGCCCCGCCCGACGAAGAGGCGGAGGAUCUGCCUCCGCCAGAGGAGGCCGGCGGCGAGGACAAGGGGGAGGAGGAUGGGGCGGCGGCGGGGGAGGACGAGGAGGAGCACGCGGCGGUGGAGGGGCUCCCGGUCGUGCCCAGGCCGGUGGACGGGAAGCGGCGGCCCGGCGCCAUCUUCGUGCUCGAGAGGGCCUGCCUCGAGGUCGGCAAAGUCGGCAAGACUAUGCAAAUCUUGAACUCAGAUGAUCACGCUAAUUAUUUGAGGAAGCAGAAUCGCAAUCCUGCUGACUAUAGGCCUGAUAUCAUUCAUCAGGCUCUACUGGCGAUAUUUGACAGCCCUUUAACUAAAGCUGGAAGGCUACAAGCAGUUUAUGUGAGGACUGAAAAGGGAGUAUUGUUUGAAAUCAAACCUUAUGUCCGCAUGCCACGAACAUUUAAACGUUUUUGUGGUUUAAUGUCACAAUUGUUGCAAAAGCUGAGCAUUACAGCAGUUGGGAAACGUGAGAAGCUCCUUAAUGUUGUUAAAAAUCCUGUUACCCGCUAUCUACCUGUUGGUGCACGGAAAGUUGGCCUUUCAUUUAGCGCGGAGAAGUCAGUCAACUUGUUUGACUAUGUUGCUAAAUCCAGUGAUGAUGAACCCCUAGUGUUUGUGGUUGGUGCCAUGGCCCAUGGAAAGAUUGACAAGGAAUACACAGAUGAUUACAUCCAAAUUUGCAACUACCCUCUCAGUGCCGCCUGCUGUUUAAAUCGGAUAUGCAGCGCCCUGGAGCAGAAGUGGAACAUCCAAUGAACGGAAAUUUUUGAAACAAACAUGAAACAUCUGUGUACUCAGUAGCUAGUAGUAUGUCUUUUUUCUCCAUCUUACAUGUACUGCCUUUUUGAUCCAUACUUCGAGCUCCAACAGUAAACAUAUGACCAUUAAAUGCUUCAAAUUCAACGUUUCCUUAUGUUGCAUUUUAAA